This is a messenger RNA of Limanda limanda (common dab), 1981 nucleotides long. RefSeq names its product ring finger protein 180b (gene rnf180b). The coding region runs from base 131 to 1636 and encodes 501 amino acids. NCBI's taxonomy places the organism in Eukaryota, Metazoa, Chordata, Actinopteri, Pleuronectiformes, Pleuronectidae. The record is from RefSeq and is a predicted model, not a curated record. The transcript has 8 exons. Gene Ontology annotation, biological process: protein polyubiquitination; positive regulation of proteasomal ubiquitin-dependent protein catabolic process; norepinephrine metabolic process. Gene Ontology annotation, cellular component: endoplasmic reticulum membrane. Gene Ontology annotation, molecular function: ubiquitin conjugating enzyme binding; ubiquitin protein ligase activity.
UUUAACUUUGUGUGUUCAGUGUUUUUUUUGACGCAGCUUUUCUUCGUUGUUUCGCUUCUCAAACUUCGCAGACUUGACCGGAAGAGCCGGACCGGAAACCUGCUGUUGAUGAGUCUGAGGAGAAGGAACCAUGCUCCGCUGCAGGAGGUGUCGCAAAGGUGUCAUCGACUCAGCGUGUUUAACCACGGAGGAGGCGACAGACGAGAGCUCGGCUGCUAUUUGCAGCAUCUGGCACGUGGACGUGGACUCGCUGCCGGACUGGAUCCUGACCUCGGUUCACCAGGCCCAGUGGACGGUGGGGAAACUGAACUGUCAGCACUGCUCCGCUCGUCUCGGUGGCUUCAACUUCAUCAACCGCACGAAGUGUCCCUGUGGCCAGGACGCCACCGUCCACCUCAACAAGAGCCGCGUGGAUCGUGACCACAAGCACCACGUCCUCAUCGUCCAGCCGAGGAGGACGAGGCCUGAGAAGGGACGCGCCGAUCCGCCGACGGACGGCGCCGAGAACAGCGAGGAGACGUUUAGCGGGACGGACAGUUUCCAGCUCCCUGCCGAGGCGUCGAGUUCCCCGAGUGGAAACCAGUCGUUUCCCUUCAGUCCUCUGUACUGCAUCUCUCACAGGAGGAGGUGCAGUUUGGAGGAUGGCGCCACCUUCAGGUCGUCUUGUUUUUGCCCUGCGAGCCUCAUGGACAGGUCUGCGGCCGGUUUGACGUGGGCGGGGCCGGAUGAUGAGUCCACGUGGUCACGGGUCUCGUGUCCCACACGUCAGGACGGCGAAGCCUCAGGAGACACUGAUGCCUUCAGUUCACCUGGAGGGAGGCGGAUGCUCCUGGAUCAACCGCCGCUGCCAGCUGUGGACACGCUGGAGACGUCUGUGGCGACCACGUCCGUCCACGAAGACGCUUCUGACUCAACGCUUCUCCUCAGAGGAAGCACCGCCUCCGACAGUGUGGCGGAGCGGGACGAGGAAACGGAGCUUCGAGCCUCCUCCGCCUCCCCGGCCUCGAUCCGCCGGAGAAGAACAGAGAAGAACCGUCUGAAGGGUCUGCGCCGGAAACAGAGGAGGAGAGAGCGCUGGCUGCACCGUAAGCAGGAGAAGGCCGAGAGUUUGAGCCGGUCCCUGGUGGACAGCGAGGAGGGGGACCGGGAGGGACUGACCUGCGCCGUGUGUCUGGACGUCUUCCUCAGCCCGUACAGCUGCCAGCCGUGCGCCCACGUCUUCUGUGAGCCGUGUCUCCGCACGCUCGCCAAGAACCGACACACGACCACGCCCUGCCCCCUCUGCCGCACCCUCAUCUCGCACACCGACUCACACGAAGAGCUCAACCAGACGGUGAAGACCUUCUUCCCUAAAGCUCACAACGCUCGCCAGCUGAACUUCAAGAAGGCUCCGUGUGCUAAGUGGCCUCUGCCCAGCGGUCGCAAGUGCUUCCGUAGCUUCUGGGGGUAUCGGAGACACGUUGCCGCGGCGAGGGGACGCUGGCACUUCGCCCACGGCGGCUUCUCGCUGGACGCUCUGAACUUCACCGACAUGCGGCUCUUCGACCUCGGCCUCUUCCUCGACUACAUCACGUCCGUCAACUGGAUCCUGGCGUUCCUGCUCCUCGGCUUCCUCGUGUACUUUUUCUUCUUUUGACGAGCCGAGGACGAUUGAGAGUUUGCAGUGAAGGUUUAUCAAUCUUCAUUUCUCUCUGAAGAGAUUUUCAGACUUUGAGAAAGACACAUCGAGUUUAUGUUGAAGGAAACGAUAAAUCCUGAUGUAAAAGAAAAUGGAAGCGUUUACACUGUGUGAAGAGUUCAUCGUCUUUACUGAAAGUAAAAGACAAAGACAAUCAAGUGAAUCAUUUGAAAUUAUGCAACUGUGAAUUUUUUAGAUUUGAACAUAAAGUGUUGGAUUCAGUAUUUUAAUCUCCAGGAGAUUAAAACAGUCUUUUUGAGUUCUGUUUGCUGGAUUGUUCAAUAGAAAUAUGAAAAACACUGA